Drosophila navojoa is the source of this 671-nucleotide messenger RNA. It is a transcript of the gene Dok, whose product is annotated as docking protein homolog. NCBI's taxonomy places the organism in Eukaryota, Metazoa, Arthropoda, Insecta, Diptera, Drosophilidae. The record is from RefSeq and is a predicted model, not a curated record. Gene Ontology annotation, biological process: positive regulation of MAPK cascade; cell surface receptor protein tyrosine kinase signaling pathway; Ras protein signal transduction. Gene Ontology annotation, cellular component: cytoplasm.
UGCAGCACAUAGAAUGCAGCUCUGGAAGCGCAUAAAUAAAUAAAGUUACUCGAAUUGUGGGCCUGCGGUUGCGUUUAUUUUUGUUGCGGUCAAAUGUAAAUAUGAAGUGUGAAUCUCAAAUUGUAAUUCGUCAAGUAAUACAAAUCAUUAACAUAUAUGAAAACUGACAAGAUUGCAUAUUGUUAUUGGCCAAUUGACUACGCAAACGAGAAGCAUCGGCAACGGGCCUCAACAGAAUGGAUGUUGAAAUACCUGUUUUGGCUGGAUAUCUUAAUGUUCCAACACAAACUGGAUUUUCGCUAAAUCGUAUCUCGAAAAAGAAAUCAUGCAGCCGUUAUUGUCUCCUAUUCAAAGCCAGUCGCCAUGGCAUUGCUCGCCUGGAGAUAUGCGAGAAUAAGGAUGACAAGAAUCCAAAGAUCUUUACACUUGAGAAUUGCGUAAAGAUCACACAGGAGCCGCCGCCAGCGAAUCUCAUACAGAUUGUCAAGCGUAAUGUUCAACUUACGCUGAAUACGAAUAGCGAUGAGGAGCUCAAGGAUUGGGUGACAGCACUCCAAACGGUUGCGUUUUGCGACAACAGCGGCCUUCAUGCCGCCCACGGUGCCAUCGAAGAGGAUAAUGAUCUAUAUUGCAGUUCAUUUGUAAGUCACUAAAUUUAACGGAUGAAUGAA